Papilio xuthus (Asian swallowtail) is the source of this 3008-nucleotide messenger RNA. It is a transcript of the gene pug, whose product is annotated as pug C-1-tetrahydrofolate synthase, cytoplasmic. Bases 86 to 2887 code for a protein of 933 amino acids. Lineage: Eukaryota; Metazoa; Arthropoda; Insecta; Lepidoptera; Papilionidae. The transcript is spliced from 15 exons. The record is from RefSeq and is a predicted model, not a curated record. Gene Ontology annotation, biological process: tetrahydrofolate interconversion. Gene Ontology annotation, molecular function: methenyltetrahydrofolate cyclohydrolase activity; methylenetetrahydrofolate dehydrogenase (NADP+) activity; formate-tetrahydrofolate ligase activity. Gene Ontology annotation, cellular component: cytosol.
UAGUAUGCGGUGUGCCUUCAUGGCCAUAACGCCGGCUGGUCUGUGAAUAAAAUUUUAAUAAAUAAACACGCUAUACAGCGUGAUAAUGUGGAAUUCAGGAGAGGGCAUUGAUAAUGUAUUACAGUCCAUCGAAGAUGAACUACGUCAACAGGUGUCUGAACUCCGAGCGCAGUCGUCCGGCGCGCAGCCCCGGCUGGCCAUCGUGCAGGUCGGCGGCCGCGAGGAUUCCAACGUCUACAUCCGGAUGAAAUUAAAAGCAGCUGAGAAUAUAGGCAUCUUGGCUGAACAUGUCCGAUUGCCGAGAGACUGCACGCAAACAGAAUUGCUGACAAAGUUGACAGCCCUGAACGAGUCUCCGCAGGUGCACGGUAUAAUUGUGCAGAUGCCGCUGGACUCUGAUCACCAGAUUGAUUCACAUCUCAUUACUGACGCUGUAUCCUCGCACAAAGACGUUGACGGUUUGAACACUGAGAACGAGGGUCGCGUGGCUAUCGGUGACUUCUCAGGCUUUGUGCCGUGUACUCCGGCGGGCUGUAUUGAGCUGAUCAAGCGGACCGGCGUCAGUAUAGCUGGAAAGCGUGCUGUGGUGCUCGGCCGCAGCCGUAUUGUUGGCACACCGGUCGCAGAACUCCUCAAAUGGGAACACGCAACAGUUACUGUUUGCCACUCCAAGACUAACGACUUGAGUGAAAUCACAAAGACCGCUGACAUCUUAGUGGUGGCCAUUGGCAGGGCUGAAAUGGUCCGCGGCUCAUGGAUUAAACCUGGAGCGAUCGUAAUUGAUUGCGGAAUAAAUCCUAUACCAGACGCGACAAAGAAGAGUGGUCAGCGUCUGGUAGGUGACGUGGCGUACAGCGAGGCGGUGCAGGUGGCGGGGCAUGUGACGCCGGUGCCGGGCGGCGUGGGACCGCUCACUGUGGCCAUGUUGAUGCGCAACACCGUGCUGGCUGCGCGCAGGCAGCUGCAGCGUCUGCUGCUGCCCGCCUGGCCCCUGCAGGUGCUGCGUCUCAACCUGCAGACCCCUCCGCCCAGUGACAUCGUGAUAGCGCGGUCUCAGAAGCCGAAGCAUAUCUCGCGGCUGGCGGAGGAGAUCGGUCUGUUCCCCAGCGAGGUGUCGCAGUACGGCAGCACCAAGGCCAAGAUCUCCCUCUCUGUGCUGGACCGUCUGCGCGACCAGCGCGGCGGCAAGUACAUCGUCGUCGCUGGUAUAACACCGACACCGCUGGGCGAGGGCAAGAGCACGACGCUGCUGGGGUUGGUGCAGGCGCUGUGCGCACAUCGCGGCCGCAACGCCUUCGCCUGCAUGCGUCAGCCCAGUCAGGGACCCACCUUCGGAGUCAAGGGUGGCGCUGCUGGUGGCGGCUACUCCCAGGUUAUCCCUAUGGAAGACUUUAACUUACAUCUAACUGGCGACAUCCACGCAGUCACUGCCGCUAACAAUUUGUUGGCGGCACAAAUGGAUGCUAGAAUAUUCCACGAGCUGACGCAGAAGGACGGGCCGCUGUACGACCGGCUGGUGCCCAAGGUGAAGGGUGUUAGGAAGUUCUCCGCAAUCCAGCUGCGACGACUGAAGAGGCUGGGUAUCAACAAGACAGACCCUGACACUCUGACAGACGAGGAAAGGACCAAGUUCGCCAGGCUUAAUAUUGAUACAAACAAGAUUAUGUGGAACAGAGUUGUGGACUUAAACGAUAGAUAUCUAAGAAAAAUAACGAUCGGUCAAUCCCCGACGGAGAAGGGCUUCACUCGGGAGACCGCGUUCGAUAUAUCCGUGGCGUCAGAGAUAAUGGCCAUCCUGGCGCUCGGGAGAAACGUGGACGAUAUCAAGCAGCGCCUCGCCACCAUGGUGGUCGCACUGGAUAAGAGCGGCUCGCCAGUCACCGCAGAUGACCUGGGCAUGACGGGCGCGCUGAUGGUGCUGCUGCGGGACGCGCUGGAGCCGACGCUGAUGCAGACGCUGGAGGGCACGCCGGUGCUGGUGCACACGGGACCCUUCGCCAACAUCGCGCACGGCUGCUCCUCCAUACUGGCGGACAGGAUCGCCAUACAGCUCGCCGGAGAGCAAGGCUUCGUCGCCACUGAGGCCGGCUUCGGCUCCGACAUAGGAAUGGAGAAGUUCUUCGACAUAAAAUGUCGGGCGAGUGGAGACACGCCGCAUUGCGUGGUGCUGGUGGCAACUGUACGUGCGCUCAAGAUGCACGGAGGAGGACCACCUGUCUCACCUGGACAACCUCUCCAUGAUGUCUAUGUACAGGAGAACGUAGAACUGCUAAGAAAGGGCCUGUGCAAUUUGGGCAAGCACAUCAGCAACGGCAAAGCUUUCUCCGUGCCAGUUGUCGUCGCCAUCAACCGCCACGGUAACGACACGGAAACGGAAUUGAACCUGGUGAAGCAGUACGCGGAGGCAAACGGCGCAUUCCGUGCGGUGGUGUGCGACCACUGGGCGCAGGGAGGUGCGGGAGCACUGGACCUCGCUGACGCGGUCAUUGACGCCUGCUCCUCACCCUCACACUUCAACUACCUCUACCCCCUCACCCUCAGCAUUCAGGAGAAGGUGCUCACCAUCGCCAAGCAGAUGUACGGCGCCGGACAGGUCGAGUACACUGACGAAGUACUCGAGAAGAUCAAAGUCUUCACUGCCAUGGGUUACGACAAGUUGCCGAUCUGCAUGGCAAAGACGUCAAACUCGUUGACUGGCGACCCGGCAGUGAAAGGCGCACCGACAGGAUUCACGUUGCGCAUCACCGACAUGUUUGUGUCGGUGGGCGCGGGCUUCGUGGUACCCAUGUGCGGCGAGAUCAGCAAGAUGCCCGGCCUGCCGACACGACCCAGCAUCUACGACAUAGACCUAAACACAAACACAAUGGAGAUUGAGGGUCUUUUCUAAAUUCCCAAUAAUACGACCAAAAAAGAGUUGCAUUAUGAAACCCUUUAAAGAUACUCUUUUGGUUAAAUUCGUUUUUUUUUAAAUAUGUUUAACUCAAAUAUAUUAUGUGUACGAAAGAUUU